GUCGCGCGAGGGGGCGGGGCCGUGCCGGCUAUGCUGACUGGCUGUCGGGGUGGUGGGCACUGUGCGAUGGCCGGGGCAGAGGGACUCAUGUCUGAAGUAAGCUGGAAGCUCUUGGAACGACGAGCCCGGGCCAAGCGCUCAGUUUUAAAAUUGGUGUAGUUUAGCCUGCAACGCUUAUGAUAAGAAUCAACAGUUUGACAUGGCCAACUCACCUGAUGCAGCCUUCUCUUCACCUGCCUUGUUAAGGUCUGGCUCAGUUUAUGAACCUCUUAAAAGCAUUAAUCUUCCAAGACCUGAUAAUGAAACUCUAUGGGACAAGUUGGAUCAUUAUUACAGAAUUGUCAAGUCAACGAUGCUGAUAUAUCAAAGUCCAACCACAGGUCUCUUUCCUACUAAAACUUGUGGUGGAGAUCAGAAGUCCAAAGUGCAUGAGAGUCUGUACUGUGCUGCGGGUGCCUGGGCCUUGGCGCUAGCAUACAGGCGCAUUGAUGAUGACAAGGGAAGGACCCAUGAGCUGGAGCACUCGGCCAUAAAGUGUAUGAGAGGAAUUCUCUACUGCUAUAUGCGCCAGGCUGAUAAGGUCCAGCAGUUUAAGCAAGAUCCCCGGCCCACAACGUGUCUUCACUCUGUUUUCAGUGUGCACACCGGGGAUGAGUUGCUCAGCUAUGAAGAAUAUGGCCAUCUUCAGAUAAAUGCAGUCUCACUCUUUCUUCUUUACCUGGUGGAAAUGAUUUCCUCAGGGCUCCAGAUAAUCUAUAACACAGAUGAGGUCUCUUUUAUUCAAAACCUUGUGUUUUGUGUAGAGAGAGUUUACCGUGUUCCUGACUUUGGUGUCUGGGAAAGAGGAAGCAAAUAUAAUAACGGCAGCACAGAACUGCAUUCAAGCUCUGUUGGUUUAGCAAAAGCAGCCUUAGAAGCGAUUAAUGGAUUUAACCUCUUUGGAAACCAGGGCUGUUCUUGGUCAGUUAUAUUUGUGGAUCUCGACGCUCACAAUCGCAACAGGCAGACUUUGUGCUCACUGUUACCCAGAGAGUCACGCUCGCAUAACACAGAUGCCGCCCUGCUCCCGUGUAUCAGUUACCCUGCGUUUGCCUUGGAUGAUGAAGCUCUGUUCAGCCAGACACUUGAUAAAGUGAUAAGAAAAUUAAAAGGAAAAUAUGGGUUUAAGCGUUUCUUGCGAGAUGGAUACAGAACACCAUUGGAAGAUCCCAACAGACGCUAUUACAAACCAGCAGAGAUUAAGCUGUUUGAUGGCAUUGAAUGUGAAUUUCCCAUAUUCUUCCUUUACAUGAUGAUUGAUGGUGUUUUUAGAGGCAAUCUUGAACAAGUCAAGGAAUAUCAGGACCUGUUGACACCUUUGCUUCACCAGACCACAGAAGGAUAUCCUGUUGUACCAAAGUACUAUUAUGUGCCAGCUGACUUUGUAGAAUAUGAAAAAAGAAACCCUGGUAGUCAGAAGCGGUUUCCUAGUAAUUGUGGUCGUGAUGGGAAGUUGUUUCUUUGGGGACAAGCUCUGUAUAUCAUUGCAAAACUCCUAGCUGAUGAGUUAAUCAGUCCUAAAGACAUUGACCCUGUCCAGCGUUUUGUCCCAAUUCAGAAUCAACGUAAUGUGAGCAUGAGAUACUCUAAUCAGGGCCCAUUGGAAAAUGACUUGGUCGUUCAUGUAGCACUUGUAGCAGAAAGCCAACGCCUUCAAGUUUUCCUCAAUACAUAUGGUAUUCAAACUCAGACUCCUCAGCAGGUGGAACCUAUUCAGAUCUGGGCUCAGCAGGAGCUUGUAAAAGCUUAUUUCCACCUGGGUAUCAAUGAAAAGUUGGGUCUGUCUGGGAGGCCAGAUAGGCCCAUUGGCUGCCUUGGUACAUCAAAGAUUUAUCGGAUUCUCGGAAAGACUGUGGUGUGUUACCCUAUCAUCUUUGACCUGAGUGAUUUCUACAUGUCUCAGGACGUUCUGCUGCUCAUAGAUGACAUAAAGAAUGCACUACAGUUCAUUAAGCAAUAUUGGAAAAUGCACGGACGUCCACUUUUUCUCGUUCUCAUCCGGGAAGACAACAUAAGAGGUAGCAGAUUCAACCCCAUAUUAGACAUGCUGGCAGCCUUUAAAAAGGGAAUAAUUGGAGGAGUCAAAGUCCAUGUUGACCGUUUACAGACUUUGAUAUCUGGAGCUGUAGUAGAACAGCUUGACUUUCUACGAAUUAGUGACACAGAAAAGCUUCCAGAAUUUAAGAGCUUUGAAGAACUAGAAUUUCCCAAGCAUUCAAAAGUCAAACGACAGAGCAGUACUGCAGAUACUCCUGAGCAGCGACAGGAGCCAGAUAUCACCAUUACCGAGUGGAAAAACAGAUCUACCCAUGAAAUCCUUCAGAAGCUGAAUGACUGUGGUUGUCUGGCUGGUCAAACCAUCCUGCUGGGUAUACUGCUCAAAAGAGAGGGUCCUAACUUCAUCACAAUGGAAGGAGCUGUGUCUGAUCACAUUGAGAGAGUGUAUAGAAGAGCUGGAAGCAAAAAGCUUUGGUCGGUUGUACGCCGUGCAGCAAGUCUUUUAAAUAAAGUAGUGGACAGCCUGGCCCCAUCCAUUACUAAUGUUUUAGUUCAGGGCAAACAGGUAACUCUGGGUGCCUUUGGGCAUGAAGAAGAGGUCAUCUCUAAUCCACUGUCUCCAAGAGUGAUUAAGAACAUCAUUUAUUAUAAAUGCAAUACCCACGAUGAGAGGGAGGCGGUCAUUCAGCAAGAACUGGUCAUCCAUAUCGGCUGGAUCAUCUCCAACAGUCCUGAGUUGUUCAGUGGCAUGCUGAAAAUACGAAUUGGGUGGAUCAUCCAUGCCAUGGAGUAUGAACUACAGAUCCGUGGCGGGGAUAAGCCAGCUAUGGACUUGUACCAGCUCUCACCCAGUGAAGUUAAGCAGCUGCUGCUGGACAUUCUCCAGCCUCAGCAGAGUGGAAGAUGUUGGUUGAAUAGACGUCAGAUUGAUGGGUCAUUGAAUAGAACACCUCCAGGAUUCUACGACCGAGUGUGGCAGAUCCUGGAGCGCACACCUGAUGGUAUCGUUGUAGCUGGGAAGCAUUUGCCACAGCAACCAACCUUGUCAGAUAUGACCAUGUAUGAGAUGAAUUUUUCUCUCCUUGUUGAAGAUAUGUUGGGAAACAUUGACCAGCCAAAGUAUAGACAGAUCAUUGUAGAGUUACUCAUGGUCGUAUCCAUUGUGCUGGAGAGAAACCCCGAGCUAGAGUUUCAAGACAAAGUGGAUCUGGACAAACUGGUCAAAGAAGCGUUUCAUGAGUUUCAAAAAGAUGAGAGUCGGCUAAAAGAAAUCGAAAAACAAGAUGAUAUGACUUCCUUUUACAACACGCCCCCACUGGGAAAAAGAGGAACCUGCAGCUACUUGACGAAGGUUGUGAUGCACUCGCUGCUUGAGGGAGAAGUCAAGCCCAGCAACGAGGACUCAUGCCUGGUUAGCUAGUGCUAGUGUAGAGAGCAUAGGUGAUGUUUUCCAGCUGUGCCUUUUGUGUUGAUGGUAACCAGACAGCCAUUAGUGAGUGAACAGAUGUGUUAGUGUGGUGGGCGCUGGACUCUGUUUGUCGUGAUUGAACCUGUGCAUGCCAAUGGCAUUUGAACAGUAGACAGUGCUUGAAAUCAAGCAGAACCUGUUUCUAUGGUUUGUACCAGCAACUCUAAUCUUCAUGGAACCAUAGAAAUAGUUUAUGAAUUGAAAAUUCACAACUGCAUGUUUUGUGAUCAAAUAUUCCAUCAAAAUUAUGAGUCUUCACUUCUUUAGACUUUAUUUUCACCUUCCUGCUAUUAAAACAAGCCUGGCAAGGGGUGGUGCUUUACUGGGGAUCACAAGGUAUUGGAGGAUGGUGACAGCUGGCCUCUGUUGUACCACAAAACCAAGACGUGCAACACACAUCAAAGAAACAAAAUUAACCCUUGGUAUUUAACUUCAGAACAUGGAUUAUUAAUAACACUGUGUUGUACAGAACUCUUAGAUGGUUUUUACAUUGUGAACAUGACUGUAGUUUUGUAUUGAGCUGCAUAUAAGGGUUGGACUAAAAUAUAUCAAGCAUUUUCUGAGCAUCUGUUAAAUAUAGGAUUACAGAAGUGUCAGUCAGCAGAGCUGGGAAUUGUCAUACAAUCCAGCCUUAAAAAUUAGACAAAGAAAAGAAGUAGAUUAUGUGUCUUAAUGCAUGGAAGAGGAGUUAUAAAAAGAUGGUCCUGUUGGAACCAUCUAUUAAAACUUAAGCCUGAAAAACCAGUCAUGAAGCCCAGGCAGAAAGAGUAAGUUCUGGUGGUUGAUGGGCAGGGAAGAGAAGUUAAAGAGCGAGAGGGAGGAAGAGCCCUUGAAAUAUUCAAAACUUAUUAAAAUUCAGAAGAAAGUAAACACUUGUAUCCUUAAGAAUUAAAUUUUUUGAUUAGCUGAGCAAAGCUGCAAGAAAAAUGCUGUCUUAGUUAAAAUAGACAUCACUUGCAAGUCUGUUUUCUGAAUGAGCAGUUAGCUUCCUGUUACAUAUGCAAAGUUUUGGCACUUUCUUCUGCUGCUUGAAAGCAUUCGAAAUCAGCAACUGUGUGUCAGCUUUUUAAGUUGCGAAAUGCAAGAAUUAUUGUUCUGCAAGAUAUUUUGGGAUGAUCAAUAAAUCUUGAUGUUCCUCCAUCAGAA
This is a messenger RNA of Arvicanthis niloticus (Nile rat), 4651 nucleotides long. It is a transcript of the gene Phkb, whose product is annotated as phosphorylase kinase regulatory subunit beta. Gene Ontology annotation, cellular component: phosphorylase kinase complex. Lineage: Eukaryota; Metazoa; Chordata; Mammalia; Rodentia; Muridae. The record is from RefSeq and is a predicted model, not a curated record. Gene Ontology annotation, biological process: glycogen metabolic process. Gene Ontology annotation, molecular function: calmodulin binding.